GGGUGAACCAUUAUUCCAAUUCCAAUCUUAUUAUUUCCAUAUGGUAUCAGAAGCCCUACUUUUCCCUAGACCUUAUAAUCACAGUUUUUUUCCCUCAUGGCGCAGCCCUCCGCUUCUGCUUCUUCGUCGAUCACUUCAGCGGCGCCCAACAGCAACAUGGUGCAGCCCUCCUUUACUACAGCGACGUCUUCUUCUAUUGUCAGUGCCUCUCCCAUGGUGCUGUCUCUUACUCAGGGUCUACACAUACCUCCAGAGCAGUCCAAUGGUUUUACAUCACCGAUCAUUAAUCGGCCUCGUUCGACGAAUGGAGUCUCUCUGCCGCCGUCUCUUUCAUCAUACCGAAUGUUCAACAUGCCGGAGCCUUUUCAUGUGGAAUUCCAAGCCUGCUGCGGAUGCUACUUUCUCUUCCACAACGGUCCAGCCUUCUCCUUCACCUAGUGCACUGUCUGCCUUGGAUCAGCAACUUCCUCCACCACCGUUUUUUGCUAGCUCCACAUUUACUGGCCAGUCUGGUACGGCUCCACUGCAGCCUUCUUUUUCACAGAUUCCAGGAAUAUGAAUCCUUGCUUACAAUUAUCGAUUAUCUUCCGGGGGACCUCACUCUUCAAAAGUUGUGUCCUAUAUUGGUUGCUCAAGAACAACGGAACAUUUAUCUUCGCUCUCAGUAGCCUUCGGUGUCGCACCAGGCCUUUGCCGCGGCCCCAAACCGAGGGGGUGCAGCUCGUGGCCAGGCUAGGCGUCAUCUUGGAGGUCGUGGAAUCAGAGGUGGUCAGCGCGGUCGUGGGCAUCAAGGCCGCAGUCGCGGCUAUGGGGGUCAGUCGCAUCCAUCUUAUGGCGGCCAGCAGGUGUAUAAUGGGCAGCCGCCUCUUCUUCCCUUACCAUCUUACGGGUAGCAACUUUCUGGGCAGCAGGUGUAUGGAGGACAGCCCGCUCGUGGUCCACCGCAAAAUGGGGUUCCAUGUAUAGUUUUAAGUAAUAUUUUGACUAGUUAUUCAUACUUUAAUCAUCUGUCUACUUGUGGUACUAAUAGUGUCAGUGCAGGUUUUCCAUCUGUGGACAAUUCUUUUAAUCAUUCAUCUCCACCAGUUGUUUGCCAAAUCUGUUUCUCCCCAGGUCACUCUGCUCUCACGUGUCCAAGAUUUGUUGGUUCCUCUACUCCGGCUCUGGCAGCUCUUCCCUCAGGCGAGACUAAUGCUUCUGUGUGGUAUCCUGAUUCAGGUGCCUCCGCUCAUAUGACUCCUCAUGAAGGACAAUCAGACAGGGGUGCAUCUACUUCAGGGCUCCAAUAAAGACCAUCUCUAUCCUUUCCAUGCUCUUCAAGCGACCCUAGUUCCUGGACCUACCUGGCACAAACGUUUGGGACACUGUGAUGAGAGAGUUUUACAACGACUUCGGCAAAAUAAAUUAAUUUCAAAUUCUAGUAGUUUUCUUCAUAACCGUGUUUCUUAUAAGUUGGGAAAAUCCCACAGACUCCCGUUUUUAGAUGUCAUUCAUAGUUGUACUGUGCCACUUGAACUUAUUCACUCUGAUGUUUGGCAGUCGCCUAUUUUAUCCAAUUUGGGCUUUAAAUACUAUGUAUGUUUCAUUGAUGAUUUUUCUCGCUAUACUUGGAUUUAUCAUAUGCGGCGUAAGUCUGAGGUGUUUACCCAUUUUUGUAAUUUCCAAACACUUGUGGAAAAUCUUUUUAAUCGAAAAAUCAAGACUUUUCAGAAUGACGGGGGUGGUGAAUUUGAUAAUACCAUUUUUCAAAAUCAUUUUUUUAAAUCCGAUAUUUUAUUCAAAAAAUCUUGCUCGGAUACUCCUGCUCAAAAUGGUGUAGCUGAGCGCAAACACAGGCGUCUUCUUGAAUUAACUAGGACUUUGUUGAUUGAAUCUUCAAUUCCUCCUACUUUUUGGGUUGAUGCUCUGUAUACAGCAACUUAUAUUAUUAAUCGUUUACCUACCCUCAUACUUAAUAAUUUAACUCCUUUUGACAAACUUUUUAAUAAAUCUCCUGAUUUUUCAUUUCUUCGUGUUUUUGGGUGUGCCUGUUUUCCUAACUUUGUUGCCAAGUCUUCGAAUAAGCUCUCACCUCGCUCUAUUCAAUGUGUCUUUCUUGGAUAUGCCCCGGGUUAUAAGGGUUACAGAUGUCUAGAUCCCGUUUCCGGUCGGGUUUAUGUUAGUAGAGAUGUUCAUUUUUUUUGAAAAUGAUUUUCCUUACUCUAGGCUCGUUCAGUCCUCUCAAACCUCUCUACCGGCUCCUGCUAACUCCUCCAACUGACCUCUUAAUUUUUCUUCCCCUACGUCCAGUACUCUUUCACCCGACAUCCAUGUUUUAGCACCUACACCCAUGCCCAUUAAUAAAGCCAGUACUCCAUCUCCCUUUAUCAUCCAUCACAAUGCCCCAAAUCCCUCCUACUCCAGCCCCACAUCCACUGAUACGGACAACUCCACACCCACCGAACCCAUUAGCCUGACAUCAACCGAACCAGUCAGCUCGACAACCAGCCCCACAAUCAGUUCUAAAUCCAGCCCGAUAACCAGCCCCACUCUUAGUCCAGUAUCCAUUUCGGCGCCCCAUUCCUCCUCACACUCUCCACCGUUAGCUAACCAUCGCCCCAUGCAAACUAGAGCCAAGGGUGGUAUUUAUAAGCCCAAACAAAUUUUUAAUUUAAGUGCUUUUUCACCCCCGGUUGAUCCUACGUGUUUUACUGAAGCUCAAAAACAUUUUUUUGGCGGGCUGCCAUGACAGAUGAAUUUAAUGCUCUCCUUUCUAAUCAGACUUGGGAUUUGGUACCUUGGGAUGACAUGAAAAAUGUGGUCGAUUGUAAGUGGGUUUACAAGACAAAAUAUAAUUCCGAUGGGUCCGUUGAGCGCCACAAGGCGCGUUUAGUUGCCUAGGGGUUUAAGCAACAGGUCGGUGUAGAUUUUACUGAAAUUUUUAGUCCUGUUGUCAAACCAACCACUGUUCGUCUUGUGUUAUCUAUUGCUGUUUCUCUUGGUUGGUAUAUUCAUCAGCUAGAUGUUAAAAAUGCUUUCCUUCAUGGUAGUCUUACAGAAGAGGUGUACAUGCGUCAGCCUCAAGGUUUUGAUCAUCCUUCCUUUCCUCAUCAUGUGUGUCGCCUCAAAAAGGCGUUAUAUGGUCUUAAACAGGCUCCUAGAGCUUGGUUUCACAGGUUUAACGGUUUUCUUUUGUCUCGUGGUUUCUCUCAAAGUAAGUUUGAUUCUUCCAUGUUUGUUCUUCGUCAGCAGUCUCAGGUUGUUUAUAUUCUGCUAUAUGUGGAUGAUAUUUUAAUCACUGGCUCAUCAUUAUCUUUUGUUCGGUCGAUAAUUGAUUCUCUCUCUACUCAUUUUGCCAUGAAAGACUUGGGUGAUAUUCAUUUUUUCUUGGGUCUUCAGGCUUGGCGUACGUCUACAUGUCUGUUUCUCUCUCAACAAAAAUAUAUUUCUGAUUUAUUACACCGAUUUCACCUACAUACUGUCAAGCCUGUUCGUACCCCUCUACCAUCGCGCACCUCUCUCUCUCUCACAAAUGGCGAACUUCUCACUGAUGGUACUGAGUACCGUAGUAUGGUGGGUGCGUUACAGUAUUUGACUUUAACUAGACCUGAUAUUACUUAUGCUGUACAUUUGGUUUCUCAGUUUAUGCAUGCACCACGUACUACUCACCUUUUGGCUGUGAAGCGUAUUUACAGAUAUUUGCAGGGCACUACAGAUUAUGGUUUAUGGCUUCAGGCUAAUCGUGACAUCUCGUUCAUUGUGGCCUAUUCCAAUGCUCAUUGGGCAGGUUGUCCAGACAACAGUCGCUCUACAACUGGGUAUGCAAUUUUUCUGGGUCCUAAUCUUGUCUCAUGGCGAUCCAGAAAGCAACCCACUGUUUCCAAAUCCUCCACUGAAGCCGAGUAUCGUGCCAUAGCCUACACUGUCCAAGAUACUAUUUUCAUUCGCUCACUUCUGGCCGAGAUGGGUCUUCGCCUCUCCACGCCUGUUCAGCUUCAUUGUGAUAACGUGUCCGCCUCAAGAUUGACUGUCAUUUUGUCAGAGAACGAGUUGCUCAUGGAGAUCUGGUGGUCAAAUAUGUUCCCACUCACUUGCAGUUAGCUGACAUUUUUACUAAAAAUUUAUCUAGUCAGCGUUUAGAAUUUUUACGUUUCAAUCUGCGCGUUGUAUCUCAUGCAUAGAUUGAGGGGGUGUAAUAAUCUAUAGUAUUGGGACUUUGUUGUAAUUUACACAUUCUCUACUUAUUAUAUAUAGACCACCAAGACACCCUGGUGAACCAUUAUUCCAAUCUUAUUAUUUCAU
Cuscuta europaea is the source of this 4281-nucleotide messenger RNA. The record is from the annotation of a GenBank genome assembly. NCBI's taxonomy places the organism in Eukaryota, Viridiplantae, Streptophyta, Magnoliopsida, Solanales, Convolvulaceae.